AGUGCUUUUUCUGUUAAUUAUAACCUAUCUGUGAUAAUAAAUAGUUUUUAAUUGGAGGUCAGCAGGGCCCUAAUUUGGUGUGAUGUUUUUUUUUUUCUGGUCACGUUUGUGCGUAAAAGAUGCACUUGCAAAUUAAAACUGGUGUGUAGUAGCUCUGCACGCGAGGUGUGUGUGUGUCUCUAGUGUGUGUGUGUGUGUGAGUGUGUGUGUUUGUGUGUGUGAGAGAGAGAGAGAGGGGAGGGGGAGAGAGAGAGCGAGAGAUGCCAUGUGCUCCGUUUCUACUCGCCAUUUACCUCCCCGGGCUCCUGCAGGAUGGAGGUCCUGUCUGCUGCUGCUGAAACAAACUGAAAUUAACUGACUCCAGCUCCGAGUCUCUGCUGUCACCGCCUCGUCUUCACCUCCUGGACUCACUGGGCUUGAAUUUACAUUUUCUCUAUUUUCACACUAUUUAUCACCAUUUUUCCUUCCUGAACCCCACUGGAGCGUGUCGCCUUUUACGCAGAGAAAGGCUUCCAGGGAUGGAGUCGAUGCCCGGACAGCUUCGAGACGCGGGACGAGACGCCAGCUCUUCCCCGAGGUCCAAGCAGGACGCACCGAGCUUCUCCAGCAGCCUGAAGCCAAACCAAGUGAGCGAGACCUCCUUGUACGGGGUCCCCAUCGUGUGUCUAGUCAUUGACGGGAAGGAGAGGCUCUGCCUGGCGCAGAUUUCCAACACGCUGCUGAAAAACUACAGCUACAACGAGAUCCACAACCGCCGGGUGGCUUUGGGCAUCACCUGCGUGCAGUGCACCCCGGUCCAGCUGGAGCUGCUGCGGCGCGCCGGGGCCAUGCCCAUCUCCUCCCGGCGCUGCGGCAUGAUCACCAAGCGGGAGGCCGAGCGGCUCUGCAAGUCCUUCCUGGGGGCGCACAGCCCCCCGAAGCUGCCGGAGAACUUCGCAUUUGACGUGUGUCACGACUGCGCCUGGGGCUGCAGAGGCAGCUUCAUCCCCGCCAGGUACAACAGCUCCAGAGCCAAGUGCAUCAAGUGCAGCCUCUGCAACAUGUAUUUCUCCCCGAACAAGUUCAUCUUCCACUCGCACCGCACCCCGGAGUCCAAGUACCUGCAGCCAGACGCGGCCAACUUCAACUCGUGGAGACGCCACUUGAAACUGACGGAUAAAAAACAUUCUGACGACAUUAACCACGCGUGGGAGGAUGUAAAGGCCAUGUUCAACGGGGGGAGCAGAAAGAGGACUCUGCCCAUGGGCGGCUCGUCCAUGUCGUCGAUGAAAUCACAGGCCUCGUCCAGCUUGGCCCGAACCAGCUCCCCGGAGAUCCCCCACAAAACUUUACGGUGCGACGAGGACCAGGGGAACACUAACCUGAGUCUGGCGAGCGGCGCACGGAGCUACCCGAUCAUCCCAGUGCCCAGCAAGAGCUUCGGCAUGCUCCAGAAAAUCCCCCCGCCUCUGUUCCCCCAUCACCCCUAUGGCUUCCCCAGCUACGGACUGUGUCAGAAAAAGAGUGAUGGAGUCCCUGACCCGAACAAACCCACUGUGCCCGGGAUGUUCUGGCCUGGCGCAAAGGACACCCUCUACCCUGCCUUCCCCAUGUUCUGGCCCACACCCGGCGGCCUCCCCCUGCCGCCGUACCCGGGCUCCCCACCCAAACCUCUCCCUGAGCUGCCCGGCGUCCGGCAGGGUGAGCUCGACCUAUCUGACCAAAGUGACCGGGGGGCGAACACACCCAAAGACACCAGCUCCCACCACCCCCACCACCAGCAGGACGGCGGGGAGCGCUGCCCCAGCUCCCAGUCCUCAUCCACCAGGAACGACGAGGACAAAUCCGGGGACGAGACACCCCCGAGGAAGAUCAGCUACAUGUCGGCCUUCAGACCCGUGGGCAAAGACGCGGAGACCAUCGCCAAACUAUACAGCAACCGGGACAGCUACAGCGUGCGUCCUGGCUACUUGUCCCCGGAUUUUAUCAGCGAGAGCUCCAGCUACAGAUCGCUAUCCCCGGACCGGGACAGCGUGGUGGACGAAGACGACGACGACCUGGACGUGGAUGUGGAGUCCAACCGGGGACUGGACGAGGAUGAGCCCAUCCGGAUCUCACCGGGAGGGGACCACCGUGACUCCCCUGUGCCGGAGCGCGUCUCCUCGGGUGCUGAGGAGAGCCAGGAGCAGCCGGACGCCUCCAGCCCCGGAGCAUCAGCAGCAUCAGCAUCAGCAUCAGCAGCAUCACCGGAGGAGAGCGCGCACACUGGGUCAUCAGACGAGGACAGGCAGAUGCGUAAUGGCUCUCCUCUUCAUGAAGUGUACGCUCAUGAAAAGGAAAAGGAGCCUUCGUCCUUUGGGUCCAAACAAUCGAGCAGCCCGCGCAGAUCCAACGGAGCUCAUCACGUGUCUGAGAUACACAACCAACGCACUGCAGCAGCCUAUCAGGAGCACAGGGGCAGACAAGCCGAUGGGGCUUUACGCAUCGACAUCAGCGUGCAUGAAAGAGAUCUGGAGAACAUGGCGAAAGAGGAGUUGCAGAAGCAGCUCGUGGAGCAAGUGGAGCUGAGGAAAAAGUUGGAGAGAGAAUUUCAGCAUUUAAAAGAGUUUGCAUCUGACGUGGCCUUCGGUUCUUCAGAUAAUUUCCAGGAUCAAAUGAAGCGUGAGCUGUCCUACAGAGAGGAAAUGGUCCAGCAGCUGCAGAUUGUUCGAGACACUUUGUGCAGCGAGUUGGACCAAGAGAGAAAGGCUCGUUAUGCAAUACAGCAGAAGCUAAAAGAAGCUCACGACGCCCUUCACCAUUUCUCCUGCAAGAUGCUCACCCCUCGUCAGUGCACGGGAGCCUGCACCUUCAAACCCCCGCUGCUGCCUCCAUAGUGCCCGGCACGACCCCUGCACCUGACCCCCCAGCACAGCCAAAAAAAAAAAAAGAAAACACACCCACACCCACACACACACAGAUUCACCUCGAGAGCUCUCAUGUGUUCACCUCUCACCUGUGACCCCAGGAUUUACCCACCUGCUGUACAGACACACCACUCAUCUCAGCACUUGAGCGAAGACGUCGAGGCCUCGCAGAAGAUUCUGGCGGCGACGUCUCCUCAGAACAACUGAACUCUUGAGUAAACAAGAGAUCAGGAUUUACUUCAGUUCAUUUUACGUUGCGAAAUCAAGGGAUUGUCGAUCUGAGGCUGCGACGCUGACACCAAGGAGCCUCUCUGUCCGUCUGCUCUUUAGCUAUUCUGAAAAGAAGAAAAAAAAAACAAUAUACAUAUACAUAAAUAUAUAUCACGUGACAAUGUGCAAUGGCUUGUAUAUUUGUGAUAUUAAGUUGAAGAUGUAUCUCAUUUAUUUAGCUUUUGUUGCUUGUUUGAACAUGUUGAGUUUUUACAUCUCUGUGUUAUUUAUCUGUCUUUGCUUUCAUGUAUUGUUUAGAUGAUUUGUAUGUUGUUAAGCACUUUAAAUGGGCAACAUUUCUGAAUUUGACCAUGCCGUCCGAUACCAAAUUCUUAAAGUAGAGGGAUUGCUUUUGUUUGAAUGGAGCACAUUAUUGUGAGCACUUACUUCCGCAGCCGUUCAGGUUUGAUAUCAAACGUUAAAACACUUUCUGUCACCGAGCUGCGUCUCACACGAACUUUGAAGUGAUGAUUAAAAGUCUUGAGCCAUUUCUAGGUACCAUGUACAGUUUACAGUAUUUUAUCACAUAGGUUCCUCUGUUUCAGGGUUUUUUCUAUCAUCACACGCCUCUGUGAGUCCAAACAGACAAAACCAAAACUUUUUCCUAUCAUCUGAUGGUGUUUUUUAAGACUCUGUAUAAAAUACACGUUAACUGCCAUUCACACAGCUGCUUUUCUUUUCCUCUCAUUUGUUGAAUUUGGUUUGUUAUUUAAAAAAAAAAAAAGAAAAAAAUACAAAGAGUCCUUCUAAAAGAAAUAAAUCCUGGUUUCACAGUCUCGACAUAAUUUUACCAUUCAUGUAUGUACCCAUGUCAAUAUGAAUAAAACGUGAAAGCUAUA
Messenger RNA from Hippoglossus stenolepis (Pacific halibut), 3994 nucleotides. RefSeq names its product SKI family transcriptional corepressor 1 homolog-B. The record is from RefSeq and is a predicted model, not a curated record. Gene Ontology annotation, biological process: negative regulation of transcription by RNA polymerase II; negative regulation of BMP signaling pathway. The transcript has 9 exons. Gene Ontology annotation, cellular component: transcription regulator complex; nucleus. Gene Ontology annotation, molecular function: RNA polymerase II cis-regulatory region sequence-specific DNA binding; SMAD binding; DNA-binding transcription factor activity, RNA polymerase II-specific. Lineage: Eukaryota; Metazoa; Chordata; Actinopteri; Pleuronectiformes; Pleuronectidae. Bases 519 to 2855 code for a protein of 778 amino acids.